CUUUGACUCUCAGAGGUUCCCCGAUGCUCCAGUACCGCUUUACGUCGCUCAUCCUGCCCUGUCUAUCUAGGAGGAGGAGGAGUAUUAACGACGAACCAGGAUGGAGAGGCGAGCAGAGCAGCAUUUUGUGCAGCCUGCAGCGCAGCUGAAAUGCGAAGAGGCGGCAGGUGCGACAGCAGGAAUCGUCAUUCUUUCCGGACCUGGAUAACUUCUGGUCCAAGUUCAUCCUUCACCAGUCACUCCUGAUCAACGUGUACAAUAUGCAGCGGUUUGAGAGCGAUUUAUGUCUGAUUCGGCUAAUUAUAGCUGCUCGGAGAGUGGCAAAGAAAUAACGGAAGAGAGGGUUUGCUAAAACCGAAUUAAAGAAAACAUUUUUUAUUUUAAUUAUUUACAUAAAUGUAUUUGUCGAUAAAUUGUUUCACGCACGUUUACCUGUCGGGUGUAUUACAGUCCAAAAUAUAUUUCAUUGGGUGAAGAAAGAAAGGCGUACGAACUGCUCAUGAGGAAUCAAGCAGGUUCAGAUGACGAGAUUAAUAGUUUAUCCUUUAUUGAUAGCUCUUAAGAACAGUAACCUGGUAUUUUAGAUGUGCUCUUUUUAAAAAUUUUAAAUUUUAAUUAAAAAAAAUAUCAUUCCGCAUAUUGAUUUGGUUUUGUUUGGAUUUACUGACCACGCUUAUGCCAGAUUUCUGACACGAUGUCCUGAAUGUGCAUCUGUCACCGUGCGCUAAAUAUCUUUCCGGAUUUUUUUUUUCUGAGCAGGCAGAACUGCAAUGUGUUGGAUCACUAGCACACACGAAAACCGCAUUUGAGAGCGGACGGAGAACACCGGAGAAACAACGAGAGCUAAUUGUGGACUCCCAGAUCACUGAUGAAGUUUAGCGGACGAGAGUCCACGGCUAAUGCUUUUGACUGAAUACAGGGAGAAGGGCACGAGUUCCCCUCGGCUCUUUUGCUUCUACUGCAAGAACAAGUGCGCGCGAGCUUUCUGCGUGUAACUGAAAAUAGACUGCAUCAUUUGCUAUUUUGAUUUGUGUAACUGGUUUAUGAUAUUGUCCGUCGUUCGUGAACAUGUGAAAAGAAAAGGUUUUUUUAAAUCAUUUUGAGACGUGGGCGGUGAAGAGGAAUUUAACGCGAUUUCAGGAGCAGUGCGUUUGAGGAGAGAGCAGCUGGCCCCUCGCAACUUGUUCUCCGACGCAACUCUUGACGUGUGUUGUAAUUGACAGAGAGAAGGAGGAAUACGCAGGACACAGAAUAGACAUUUUGCUUGAACACAAGCCAAAAGCCACAAGGAAGGCCCAGAGAGGCAAGUAUGGGCUUGGUAAAGACGCAAGGGAAAAGCGCGUGACAGACAGUUGAGGUUUGAGCGAAUAAAUCAGUGGUGUGUAGAUGGUGCGGGGGAAGAGCGGGGAAGGAAGAUUUACUGAAGCGCGUUGCGGGCUAACGGAUGCGGUGCUGAGGGAACGAGAAAAUCAGCCGUAUUAGGGGUAUACUGCCUCGGAAACUGAGAUAUGAAAUGAAAUAUAUUUUUUCCUGGAGACUGACGGCUGCAGAAAAUAAUUAUUUAUGGGGUGAAGAGGGGACAAGGGUCUGGCGCGCGGUGGAAACGGGAAAGAGCGGGAGCGGGGCCAGUUCCGUUAGUGAAAGCUCCCACCUCGCCAACCCUCUGAGAUAUGUAAAAAUGUAAUCUGCUGUUCAUUGGGAAUCCAUCCUUUUUCACCUUAUCCUACCUCUUCUCUUCGAUUUUCGGGAACAGAUUUUCUGUGUGGGACGGGUUGAUGGAGACCGCAUUUUGACGCGUUUCUCUUGUCACGGGACUCGUUUGCUUGCAGGCAAACACGGAAAAUGAACUAUUCUAGCCAAACGAGAAGACGGAUCCACCUCUGACUGAAAGUGUUAUUUAAAAAAUGUAUAGUCUGUUAGUCGAUAAAUGCAGAGGCGUUUAGGAGAUAAUCUGUCUUGCUGAUAUUUGCGUUUCAUCUGUUCUCUAAACCAUCUUUCAAUAUCCUUCGUUUUGUCUUGUACAAAAAAUUACAAGGAUGUCAAAACUGAUUUUAUGUAAGUGCACGCGCACUAGCCUGCACUCCUCUGGCUCUUGCUCCAGUCUCAGCCCUAUAUAACUCUGGAGUGCAGAUUGUUGGGGUGGAUGAGCAACAUUUACAAAAAUAGCCAGCAGAGAGCCAAAGCGGGGUAUCACGGAGGGAUAGUGCUUCUCUUUCAUCCCGCCUUUUAGGAUACUGUGCCUGGAUGGACAGCUUGUUCACCGACUGAACCACGAAAACAAAAUGUCCAAAACCUCCUACCCUUUGCCCUUCACAACCCUGACUUUCUCUCCCAGGAGCUCUUGCACAGGUGAAGAUGGAGAGCUAGUGAACACUGAUGAUUAAGACUUUUGGUUCCAACUUUUGGACUCCUCAAACUUCAGAAUGACUUAUUUCUUUGAGACCUCCGUGCCGUAGAUGUAGAAGAGAAAAUCGCCCAUUGUUUCCUGUCUGGUCUCCAGGUUGGUAGAAGUGUGUCGAUUGUAACUAAGGAAACAUCACUAACUCUGUGAAGAGAGUCACUUAGGAGUAGGGUGAACCCCCAAACGAAGUAGGGUGAACCUCUUAGGGUAGUGGGAUGAAAUUGGGGCUUUGUCAUCCCUGAGAACCUGUCUCAAAAUUCUUCUCCCCCCCACUUAUUAGUGGGGGGGAGGGGGACUAAUAACUGUGGGUUGGGUUCUGAAUUUUUAAAGAGUUGCAGAUCAGCACUUGGGGGCGUGGCCAUGGAAACUGGUCAGGUCAACCUUGACAGCCCCAACCGGGCGCUGGAGUACCUCCUGGAGCUCAACAACAUCAUCGAGAGCCAGCAGAAACUUCUGGAAUCCCAGCGCCGUCGCAUCGAGGAGCUGGAGGUCCAGCUGGACCGCGUGAGCCAGGAGAACAAGGACCUGCGCCUGGACCGCCAUUCUCGCGGUCCCGAGCUGGCCAGGACCGCCCCCCACCCUCCCGGCCCCGCCCUGCCCGCCAACCCUCCAGUCCCCUCCCAGCCUGCCUACUCCCAUAAGAGCGUCGCCGGGCCUGGCUCGGCCCCUGCACCGCCGGCCGCGGGGCGGGAACGACGCCCCCACGCCCGGCUGACCCGCGGCCUCUCCUGUGGAUCCACCGGCGGCGACUGCGAGCGCCUGGAACGAGCCGACAGCCCCGGGUCUGCUUCCGCCACCUGCCCGCCCGCCACCCGCCUCAGACAUGUGGAAGGUGACACCCAGAAUUCAGAGCCAGGUGGUGUCCCGGACAGCCAGGCCCCAUACAGGCGUGGGCCGGACCGCUACGGCGACGGCAGCGGCCCCCGCGGGCCCCCUGUGGCCCCCCCGAGCCCCGCCAGCAUAGCGUGGGCCCAGCGGACCCGCCACCAGCCCGCCAGCCUGGCGCUCCGAAAACAGGAGGAGGAGGAGAAGAAGAAGUGCAGGGCUCUGUCCGACAGCUAUGAGCUCUCCACCGACCUCCAGGACAAGAAGGUGGAGAUGCUGGAGAGGAAGUACGGCGGCUACUUCCUCAGCCGCCGGGCGGCGCGCACCAUCCAGACGGCCUUCCGCCAGUACCGCAUGAACAAGAACUUCGAGCGCCUGCGCAGCUCGGCGUCGGAGAGCCGCAUGACGCGCCGCAUCGUCCUGUCCAACAUGCGGCUGCAGCACUCCUUCGACGAGCGCCACCCGCAGCCCUGCUACGGCGAGGCCUCCCCGCCCGCCACGCCGCAGUCGCCGUCCUGCCGCCCCGAGCCCCAUCGUCAGCCCGAGCGCCUGGAGUACACGCACCUGGAGGACUCCUUCUCCAAACAGGUGAAGUCUCUAGCGGACUCCAUCGACGACGCCCUGACGUGCCGCCCGGGCCGGGACGACUCCCGGGAGGGCAGCGCGGAAGGGGGCGGGGCCGGCGACGCCGACGGCGACGAGUUCGGCGAGUGCGCGUGGAGCAGCAGCAGCAACCCGCCGUCGUCGUCGCGCCGCGGCGACCGGGAGCGCGGCGGCGGGGGCGGCGGCGGCGGCCUGAGCAUGCACGAGGACAGCACCGCCACGUCCUACAGCGACGUGACGCUCUACAUGGACGACGGCCUGCCCUGCUCGCCCCUCUCCCUGGACCGGGCCCCCAGCAGCACCGACACCGAGUACUGGGGCCCCGGGGGGGGCCUCGGGGGGGGCGGGGGGGGCCGCGAGGACAGCCGCGACACCGAGGGCGGGGGGAGCAGCAACAGCCGGCGGAGCAGCCCCUGCACGGACUGCCGGGACUACCGGCUGCGGGCGGCGCACCUGCCGCUGCUCACCAUCGAGCCGCCCAGCGACAGCUCGGUGGACAUGAGCGACCGCUCGGACCGCGGCUCCCUCAGCCGCCAGCUGGUCUACGAGCAGGAGGGGGGCGCGGGGUCGCCCCAGGGCACGCUCAAGCACAACCCCAACGCCCGCUCGCCCGGCUCCUCCUCCUCCUCCUCCGCGGCGGCCGCCGCCGCCAUCGUCACCGCCGCCGCCGCCGCCGCCGCCCAGGGCCAGACCCGCACCCCCAGGCCCCUCCCCUCCCCCAUCCCCUCCCAGAUCCCGCACCUCCACCACCACCACCACCACGUCAUGCACCACCACCUGCACCAGUACCCCGACGCGCCCGCCCCGCCCCCGCAGCUGCCCCCGGCCGCGCCCCUGUCCUCCUCCGGCUCCGCCCCCGUGGCGCCCGGCGGCCUGGAGCAGCCCUGCUGCUCGGACGGAGACAACGACUCACUCAACUCCACCACCAACUCCAACGACACCAUCAACUGCAGCUCGGGCUCCUCGUCCCGCGACAGCCUGCGGGACCCGAUGCCCUCCCUGGGCAAGCAGACCUACCAGCGGGACAGCCGCCACAGCUGGGACUCGCCCGCCUUCAACAACGACCUGGUGCAGAGGAGGCAGUACCGCAUCGGGCUCAACCUCUUCAACAAGAAGCCGGAGAAGGGGAUCCAGUACCUGAUCGAGCGGGGCUUCGUGUCGGACACGCCCGUGGGCAUCGCCCGCUUCAUCCUGGAGAGGAAGGGCCUGAGCCGGCAGAUGAUCGGGGAGUUCCUCGGCAACCGACAGAAGCAGUUCAACAAGGACGUGCUGGACUGUGUGGUGGAUGAGAUGGAUUUUUCUGGAAUGGACCUGGAUGAUGCCCUGAGGAAGUUCCAGGCUCAGAUCAGAGUUCAGGGGGAGGCUCAGAAGGUGGAGAGACUCAUCGAGGCCUUCAGUCAGAGGUACUGUGUGUGCAACCCUGCUCUGGUCAGGCAGUUCCAGAAUCCUGACACCAUCUUCAUCCUGGCCUUCGCCAUCAUCCUCCUCAACACGGACAUGUACAGCCCCAACGUCAAGCCUGAGCGGAAGAUGAAGUUGGACGACUUCAUCAAGAACUUGAGAGGGGUGGACAAUGGACAGGACAUCAACAGAGACCUGCUGGUGGGGAUCUACCAGCGCAUCCAGAAGUGGGAGCUGCGGACCAACGACGACCACGUGUCCCAGGUGCAGGCGGUGGAGCGGGUCAUCGUGGGCAAGAAGCCGGUCCUGUCCCUGCCCCACCGCAGGCUGGUGUGCUGCUGUCAGCUCUACGAAGUGCCCGACCCCGGCCGACCCCAGAGGGGCGGGGUGCACCAGAGAGAGGUGUUCCUCUUCAACGACCUGCUCGUGGUCACUAAGAUUUUCCAGAAGAAGAAGACAUCGGUGACGUACAGUUUUAGGCAGUCCUUUCCCCUGGUGGAGAUGCAGGUUCACAUGUUCCAGAACUCAUACUACCCCCACGGGAUCCGUCUGACCUCAGCCAUCCCGGGAGGGGAGAGGAAGGUCCUGAUCGUGUUCACGGCCCCGAGCCAGCAGGACCGCACCCGCUUCACCAGCGACCUGCGGGAGAGCAUCGCCGAGGUGCAGGAGAUGGAGAAGUACCGAGUGGAGUCGGAGCUAGAGAAGCAGAAGGGCGUGAUGCGGCCCAGCCUCCUGAGUGCGGGAGUGGUGGGCGGAGCCGGUGGAGGAGGCGGAGUGAAGAACGAGGUGGUGAACGGCACUCUGGGACGGCCCAGCCUGGAUGACAGCUACUCCGGAGGAGAGGGACUGAAACGCACUGCGCUCAGCUCCUCUCUGAGAGACCUCUCUGAGACAGGGAAACGUGGUCGCAGAAACAGCGUGGGUUCCCUGGACAGUACUAUGGAAGGUUCGGUCAUUAGCAGCCCGCAGACUCAACAGCGCCUCCCCAUGGCGGGAGGAGUGCCCGGCUGCUAUGGCCUCGAAGAGUUCCGGCCUCAACACCCCAUCCUGAGCCCCGGAGUGGGGGUGGGGGGGGGGCCGGGGCAACAGCACAGUGCUGCUGGGACAGCAGGUGGGGGCGGGACCGUCCCCAGCAGCACCAACGAGAGGGGGGCGGGGCUGGGGGCGGGGCCGGCGGCGGGGAUGGGGAGCGGGUCAUUCCUGGGCUCCCUGUUUGGGAGCAAGCGCUCCAAAGCCCCCGGCCCCAUUAUCCCCCCGGGACCACUCUACCCCGCCCCCGUGCCGCCCCCCACUACGGGGGGCCCGCCCCCACACUCACCCUCCGAGGGAGGGGGGCACUCCAAGAUCCAGGCCCUGCAUGCCCAGUACUGCCACGCGGGCGGUGGGCAAGCCCCGCCCCCUUACCACCAUCACCACCGCUACCACGUGCAGACCAUUCCUCCGCCCGCCCCUGGCCACGCCCACCACAUCAUGCACCGUGGCUCCCUGCCCCGGCGUCCACCCGCACCCUGCCACGCCCAGCUGGUCCAGCAUUCCCAGCAUGCUUUGCAGGGUCGGUACGGCAACAUGGGCGCCGGCUGCCCGCCGCCCCCCCUUUCUCCUCUCUCCCCGCUCUCUCCGGCCCCCCAGUUCGCCCUCUACCACACCCAGCCGCCACACUCCGCCAAGGGGGGAGGGCCUGGCGGGGGUGCGGGGCCUGGCAAGCUGCCCCUGGGGCUGGCACACUCCCACCCGGGCCACGGCCACAGCCCCCAUCCCACACCCUCCUCCGCCCAUCAGCCUCACUUUGUCUUCGCCGCCCCGCCCGCCCAGCCCCCGCCGGGGGCCUCCACCGCUGCCCGCUAUUUGCCGCCGGGCGGCCAGUAUCUGCCCCAGUACCCUCCUCUUUCCUCCAUCCCCCCUCCCCCCCCCCACUCCCCUUUACCCCCCCCUUCCUCCCCCCAUACCCCUCUUACGCCUCUCUCCCCACACCCCCCCCAGCACCCCGGGCAGCCUCAGCAGGCGGCGGGUUCGCAGGCGGGACAGGGGGGAGGCCCAGGGAGUACCGGCACGGCGGGCAGCUCCAAAUCCAAGCCUAUCAACCGGAUCAGCACGGUAGUGUGAGAGGGACCUGGGCCCGGGGGGCGGGGCGCGGGGGCGGGGCCAGGGCCGAGAGGGAGGCGGGGCCCGGCCGCAAGAGGCGGAGCCUGCUCAAACUCUGCUACUUUCACCUCCGGUUCCCGCACAUGUAGAGAGAGCAGGAACACACACACACACACACUCACACAAAUAUACAUACACUCGCACACACACACAAACACAUGCACAAGCACACACAUAAACACACACUAACAUACACACACACACCCACACGUGUACAAACACACACUCUCAUUCACACACACACAGACACACAUUCACACACACUGUCACUCAUACACACUCUCGCUCACACACGCACACACAUUCACACAUUCACACUCCCAGAAUGCACUAGACCUCACAUACACACAAGAGCAGACACGUGUGCGUGCAUGUGUGCUAACACAGAGCUCCUGUGUCUGCUGCACGUGGGCGGUGCUUGGACGCAGAUGUAGGGGGUGACCACACUGUCCUCCCCCAAUCAGAAACCAGCAAGCAGCUGAGAGACAGCGAGGACUCCACACAGAGAUGUUCGGGAGAUGACAGCCAGACAGUGAGACAGACACAUGCUAGCAGGCAGUAGACAGGAGCACAAUGACACAACAUUAUCACACCCUCUGUGGUUACAUAGCUGACUGGAGAAGAGAGGUGUGUAACUAGUUUUUUGAAGUGGCAGGCACUGGCCUGUUGGACAGAGGACUAAAGACACGAUGGACGACGGAAGAGCUUUCUAUAAACUUCUGAAAGCAUCGAAAAGGAACUGAAAACGUCAGCUUGGGUGGACCGGACCAACCGCAAAGACAAUGAACUUCAGAACGUCUGCAGGUCACUGCUAGCGGAGCAGAAGAUGGCGAAUGUGAUGUCUGCUCUGUUAGAGGGUCAGAAAGUGUCCUUCUCCUUGGCGCUGACCGUUUGCCCCUCUCCAAAACCCUUUUCUCACUGCCUCCUGUCUCUCUGCUGAUUUCACGUGCAACCUAACUUCACUCCUACAUGUUGAGAUUGAAACGAGUUAGCUCAAAUUUUAAUUUCCUAUUAACUAAAUAGUGUAUAAAGGCCUAGAGCGUACCUUCAAUCAGUGUGCAUUCCAAAGCCAACGCAGUGCAGGCUGGCAUGGUUGACAGAACAUGUUGUGAAAGUGUUCGAUUUCUCUGGGUUGUUGUAGGCCUGAAACUCAACAUUCAUCUUUAACUUUUGCGGUCGACUGCAGGUGUUUCUGCUUCACAAACACCGGGGAACAUCUGCGGGGAUUGGAAUGAAUAUACCGUACUCUCUGAAGCAAGGAAGUUAUGUUAGCCUUUAACUCAAAGUGAACAAGAAAUGUUAACUAUAUCCAGGCCAUAUAUAGUACAGUGCUUUCUUCUGAUGGGUCACUGCUGUCUGUGUGUGGGUGAAGCUCAAGACUCCAUGUGUACUUGGAAGGUUUAAGCUAUAAUUAAUACAGAGAUUGCAACACACUGUAAAGUUUUUCAACUCACUGUAAGGUUUUUCAGCACGCUGUAGGUUUUUGCAGCAGACUGUAAGGUUUUACAGCACUGAAGUUUUACUGCACACUGUAAGGUUUUGCAACACACUGUAAGGUUUUACAGCCUGCUGUAAAGUUUGCAGCACACUGUAAGGUUUUGCAGCACACUAAGGUUUUGCAGCACAAUGUAAAGUUUUACAGCACACUAAGGUUUUGCAACACACUGUAAGGUUUUACAGCCUACUGUAAAGUUUUACAGCACACUGUAAGGUUUUACAGCAUGCUGUAAAGUUUUACAGCACACUGUAAGGUUUUGCAGCACAAUGUAAAGUUUUACAGCAGACUAAGAUUUUCCAGCACACUUUUACAGUGCACUAUAAAGUUUUAGCCGACUGAUUAUGUCCACACUGUAUGAAGCAACGUUACUGUAGGGUAACUGCACUGUUGGGUUGCCUCAUUUUUUGGGGGAAAAAAACAGUAUCAAAUUUUAUAAAUCACAAUAUGGCAUGCCCAGUUGCAGCUUUAAGCCCAUGCAGUGCUGCAGCAUUUACUGCUGUCGCCGGCAGGCUGCAGCUGGACCGAAGGAGCUCUAAAUGUGACAGGGAAUACCCUGUGGACUUCAACCCCUCCCUCCCAGGGUGACUCUGUAGCCAUUUAGCCAAUCACACACCAAUGAGACAAGGCUCCCAGAAGAUUCACGGCAAGGGCUUUUGAUUCAGCUGAGGGCAAACGGUGCAUUUCACCUCUCAGAACCUCAACCUUUUUUUUCUUUCUUCUUUCUCUCUCCCUUUCUAUCUGUCGCUCUCCCUUUUUCUUUCUCUCACUUUUCCAUAUCUCCAUCUGUCAGUCUUUUAUCCAUUGUGCACAGUGACAAGUUCAGAGAGAGAGAGAGAGAGCGGGAGUGUGUGUGUGUGUGUGUGUGUGCGUGUGUGUGUUUUCCCUAGGGACCAAUAGACAGGACAGGCAAUAUUAGAUAAUAUUUCAGUUCUGGUAGGAUUGAUAUGCUUGUGGUUGGCUUUGAUAUCAUUCCUGUUUAAAAACUAUUUACCUUAUUACUACUAAUAAUUUUUGAGAAACUCGUAUAUCAGUUUCCUGUAUAUCAGUGUUUCAUGGAUAAUUCUUAUGAUGAAAAUGAAGAAAUGCUACAUCUGUUCUUUGCUACUGCGGACCAGAGAAGAACUACGUUGCACUGGACCUGUUGUUGAUGCAGUUUGCAUUAACCCUCCCAUUUGUAAUAACCCACUCAUUUGUAAUAACCCUUUUAUUUAUAAUAACCCUGUCAUUUGUAUUAACCCUUUCAAUUUUUAUUGUAAUUCAGAGCCCAAGGCUCACUAUUUUUGGGGUUAUGACAAUGAUUACAGUUAUUGCUAUAAUUAUUAUAUUAUGAAUUUAUGUAACUGUUCUUGAUAUUUAUUAAUUGUUUCUAGCAAUGUUCUGUACCUUUAAGCACUUUUUACACUGUCCUAAUUAAAGUAACAGGUGUGUGUGUGUGCGCGUGUGAGCACAGGCCCAACACUAAAACUGUUCCUUUUCGUUUCAAGUGUAGUGUAAUGGUUAUUGCGAGUUGUAAUUGCUACAUACUUCCUAUAGAUGGCAGCAGUGAGUCUGCACCGAUGUAAUGCCCUGCACACUUGGGUGAAGUGCACCCCCCCUAUGUUCUGUCAUGACAGUCUGUUCUCCGUUCAUGAGGUAAUCCGUGCACACAUGCACACAUACACACCUGAUUGCUCUUUUUUUUUUUCCUUUUUUGAAAUUCUGAUGAUUGUGUUUUUGGGGGCUCCUCCGCUGCGGAGGUGCCUGCUCUUUACUUCAGUGCAGUUUUGUGGUUUUGCACUCGAUCAAGAUGCUUGACAAUUUUCGUGCCACCUUUAAAGCCCUCACUUUAGCCCCGCCUUAUGACCUUCCCCUCCGCCCACGUCCGUCUCCGCCUCCAUUUCACAGCCCCGCCCCUCCAGCCCAUUGGCCGGCCAUGCCUUGCAACUCUCUGUGACUGGCACAGAAUCCGUACUGCUGGGCGGGACUAGGCUCCUUAUAGAUAGAUAGAUAGAUAGAUAGAUAGAAUGGUGACGUCAGUAAGGCCUGUUUGGAGAAGGCAAAGGGCAUGCUGCCUCACCCAAAAUCUCUUGUUACUUCCACUGGGAAAGGAGGGGGAAGAGGUGAGAGGAGGAGGAUGGGAAGGGGGUAAUUGGUGGGAGCUUCAGGGUCUGUGUGUGUGUGUGUGGCUGCUCCCUCACUGUGCGCUGUUCCCCGUGUGAUCCCCCCUUGCAUGAGUAUCUGCACUUACUGAAUGAAGCAUAUAGACCUGAAUGUACAUACUCUAUAACACAAAUGCUCAAUAUUGACUAUGGAAUGGACUGUACCACGUCUCCGUAAUUCAGGUGUGUGCGUGUGGGAGGGUGAUACCAUAUGAAUUUAUUUGGGAGGGAGAGGGGUCAGAGAGUGAAUUAUAAUUGUACAAUUGUGUGUGUGUGUGUGUGUGUGUGUGUUUCAGAGCAAUUUACAAUAUAAUUGUAAAAAUACAAGAAAUAUAAGGAAUUUUAUUUGUGUACAUACAGUUUCAAUUCAACAAAUACAGAUAAAUGAAAUGUGAAUAUUUAUUGCUUCUGAUAUUAUAAAAAUGUCCUUGCAGUGGAA
This is a messenger RNA of Anguilla rostrata (American eel), 11447 nucleotides long. RefSeq names its product IQ motif and Sec7 domain ArfGEF 2b (gene iqsec2b). The transcript is spliced from 14 exons. Bases 2762 to 7333 code for a protein of 1523 amino acids. The record is from RefSeq and is a predicted model, not a curated record. NCBI's taxonomy places the organism in Eukaryota, Metazoa, Chordata, Actinopteri, Anguilliformes, Anguillidae. Gene Ontology annotation, molecular function: protein binding; guanyl-nucleotide exchange factor activity. Gene Ontology annotation, biological process: regulation of ARF protein signal transduction; actin cytoskeleton organization.